This is a messenger RNA of Cimex lectularius (bed bug), 867 nucleotides long. RefSeq names its product prostasin-like. The coding region runs from base 1 to 867 and encodes 288 amino acids. The record is from RefSeq and is a predicted model, not a curated record. Gene Ontology annotation, molecular function: serine-type endopeptidase activity. The transcript has a single exon. Gene Ontology annotation, biological process: proteolysis. NCBI's taxonomy places the organism in Eukaryota, Metazoa, Arthropoda, Insecta, Hemiptera, Cimicidae.
AUGGCGAGUGUUCGUCUUAAGCAUUCUGUGGUUCAUUUUUGUACUGGCGCUCUCAUCACUGAGUAUUUCGUCGCGUCAGUCGCCACAUGCUUCGUCCGCAUCAACUUGGUUGAAAAUCUUUACACAUUCCCAGAUGUCCAAAACAUCGUCGUCCAGCUUGGCUCUCGUUAUCUGGAAACAAAAGUCGAUCCGACGUUCACCAUCGUCGAAAUCGAAAACGUCCUGCUUCAUCCCAAGUUGCAGGUAGAUAUUCGAGGUAUUAGAAACGACGCGGCCAUUUUAGUAACCAAGCGUGCUUUACCACAGCAAAUUAAGCCUGUCAGUUUCAUCUCUUAUUCAGAGGAGAAAUUAAUGAAUGAGUUUACAAUGUUAAAUAAAAACGAAUUGUUUUGUCAGCUAUUGGGCUGGGCUGAGUCACCGCCAUCUCCGUUAAUGGCCGAUGAACAGAGGAUCGCCGAUGAUCUGAUAAGUGAGGCGUUACAAGUGUUAAAAGUCAGGCUGGUCCAGGACGACGAAUGUUUGUACCUACUGUGCGUUGAUAACAAGAAUAUGUGCUCUUUAAACUUCUCUGAUUUGAAUCUGUUCUGCGUCCAGGCGGUAAAAACGGUGACCGGUUCUUGCAGAUCGUAUGUCGGCAAUUCGUUGAUCUGCGGUGGAUUUCUUUGGGGUUUGGGUUCCGCAUUGACAGCAGGCCGUAAUCCUUGUGAUGGAAAGAACCUACCUAUGGUUAUGAUAAGACCAGACCUGUUUAUCAAUACGAUGUACAAGGGAAUUAAAGUUCACGUCCCAAUUAAGUCUGAUGCCUUCACUGCUUUGCCCUUCAUUAUAUUUCUAGUUACUAUAUCCGUGGUUCUACUGCACUUCUAA